This is a messenger RNA of Pieris napi, 2846 nucleotides long. RefSeq names its product protocadherin-16 (gene Cad96Cb). The coding region runs from base 256 to 2616 and encodes 786 amino acids. The record is from RefSeq and is a predicted model, not a curated record. Gene Ontology annotation, cellular component: membrane. Gene Ontology annotation, biological process: homophilic cell-cell adhesion. The transcript is spliced from 16 exons. Gene Ontology annotation, molecular function: calcium ion binding. Lineage: Eukaryota; Metazoa; Arthropoda; Insecta; Lepidoptera; Pieridae.
UGCAGUCUUUGACGAUCGCUCCAUGCGUAUAGUCCAUUACGGUCGUUCUUUUGUGCUUCAAACGUGUUCAUAUUUUUAUCUGUGUCUUAAAUUUUGGCGCCUAAUUUGUGAUUUUGGCGAUAUCUUGUCAAUUAAUACAUUUUCGUGAGACAACAUAAGUCGAAUAAUAUACUGUUAGAUUUGGUUUUCACAAAGUUGAAAGUGGCAAGACAAAAGAGCUAGGGGCUGGCGACAUGUCCGGUGGGUAGCGGCAGCAUGAGCGCCCUGCUAUAUCUGGCGCUCCUCGUCGCAGCGCCGACCAUACGCUCCCAAGCUGACAAGGACGGAAGAAAUAUGCCUUCACUUGCGGCUAUUGCGCUCUCUAUCCGAUCUAAGGCUAUCCAGGACAGUCGAUGUUACUUGAUGAAUGGCGGUGCUGUAGAGAGCUUCUUCAUCGGCGAAGAUACACCCGUUGGUAGUAUAAUAGGCACAUUAAGCGUAAAUGGAGACCCGGAAGACGAGUCCGGGAAUAUAUCCCUUAAGUUGCAAGAACGCGGGGCAGCGGUGGGUAUCGCUCCUGGGACCAAGAACAUCACGCUGCUCAGAGUUCUGGAUCGGGAGGAAAAGUUGGGUCCCUCCAGCGUAUACGUCAACGUGCGCUGUGACAGGCGGCACACAGCUGAUCCUAGUUUCGUGAUACCUGUAUCAGUACGGGUAUGGGAUGUGAAUGAUAACGCGCCAGUGUGGUCGGGAGCUCCCUAUCGCGCUCGUGUGUCUGAGCUCAGCGCUGUUGGUGCCCGAGUUGCGGCCGCUACUGCCACAGACCCGGACCAACCAGGACCACAUGCAACCGUCCAUUACUCUGUGCUGCCGGGACCUCACUCUGAGUACAUAAAGUUCCUUCACGAAUUGGAUAGUACGCUGGUCAUCGCCAAGCCAUUGGACUACGAGCGUGUUCACAAUCUGACGUUGAAUUUGAGGGCCAGAGACGCGGGUACCCCACCGCGGUACAACGACACCACAUUGUACGUGGAAGUGCUGGACGCGGAUGACCAAAACCCCAAGUUUGAGCAUGAGCACUAUGUUGCUGUGAUACCUGAUGAUGCUCAGGACGGGACGGAACUGGAGACGAAUCCAGGGCCAAUCAAAGCAUGGGAUCAGGAUGAAGGCAUCAACGCGCCUCUCGUGUUUUCCGCUUCUGGACCUGGUGCUGAGAGGCUGCGCGUAAGCCGAGACACUGGUCGUCUCGCUGCCACUGCUCUGCUGCUGGAAAACCUGCCCCUUACUGUUGUACUCAAGGCGAUGCAAGUGGACAACCCGGACCGAUACGCGUUAGCCACUGUAUCAGUGCGACGAAGAGUGGGGAGGGGGGCUUCUGCAGCAGUUGAACUUGCCCCCGGAUCCAGUAUGGUCACACCUGGAGUCACAGCUGCAGCUGAGCAGAAAGAGAUCAAAUUCACGCGAAAAGAGUACGUCGCACGACUGCCAGAGGACGCGGCCGUGGGAACGUUGGUACUCACACUUAACACUUCCCCGCAUACUGAUCGUCCCCUCCAGUUCUACGUAUCAGAGCGCAGUUUCUUGGAGAAGUUCGCGAUCAACUCUUUAGGCGAAGUGCUAUUACGAAAGUCCUUGGACUACGAGACUGCUGCCACCUACUACUACCAAGUCAUGGUGACAGAUGGCGCUACUAACGAUACAGCAUCAUUAAACAUAACGGUAGACAAUGUGAAUGAGUGGGAGCCGCGAUUCCGGUAUCCCCUCUACGAGUUCCGCGCUGAUUUGGACUCGGGGCAAGAUGGAGGCAAUGGCCAAAGUGGGGCAAGCGCGGGGCUCAUCAAAGUGGGGCAGUUAGACGUAUACGAUGGUGAUGCUCAAGAUAGUGUUACACUGACUUUAAGAGGACUACAUGCGCCGUUUUUCUACGUGAACGCGGCGGGUGAGUUGUUCCUGCGUGGUGAGGCGGUGGCGUCACUCAACACUACGGUGCUACAUCUAGUGGCCACCGCACACGAUUCCGGGGCACCACCGAGACAGAGUUCGGUCCCAGUAGCAGUACACGUAAGUGGUGCUGGUCUGGGUGCGGAAGUGACGUCAGCGAGUGCUAGUGGUGUCUUGGCUACUUUUGUUGUGGCGUUGGUGCUUCUGGCUUUGGCUGUGUGCGCAUUACUAAUAUAUAUUUGUACAGUCCGUCGCCGUAGCCCCAAAGGUGGUGCCGAAACGACAGACAAACUAAGUAGCGGAGUAGUGGCGGCUACUAGCGGAUCUUUACAGAGCGUGUCUGCGGGCGCCACUACUAUACUCGAUUCCACCUCCAGCCUUGAUAUACGGCAAGAGCAGAAUAACGUAAAACACUCACAGCGCGGGCCAGGUAAAAGUAAGGUGGCCCCAUCUCCACCUGAAGCGAUAAGUGGAGCGGAGCGAACAGCGGGAGCGGGAGCGUCGCUUAUGAGCGAUCACAUAGCGGGCGCGGCGGGACGGUCGGGCGUCGCCUGGCCUAGUACGGUAAUUCCUGCACGCGUUAAGAAGCUUAGCUGGGACGAUAACCGUCACACGGAGGCAAACGAGCGUGACUCCGUAGCGGAAGCGACAAAUCCAGCACUCGCUGAACAUAUGAAUCUCACCGUGUACUUCUGAAAAGUGUAUAUAUAAAGUUGUUAUCCAAUAUAAUAUAUGAAAUUUAUACUAUAGGUCAAGUAUAUGACGAAUAUUGUACUAGAUCCGGCGAAGUGUUAAUAAAACACGUACGACUGUAUAAAAAAGAAGUUAUUGAUGAAAGUAAGUUCCACGACCACUAUUUAAACAUUCAUGUGUUUCGUAAUAGAACCAAAUAAGUCUAUGAUCAAUUUUAUUUUUCAUAAUAGUAA